AUGAUUCCUAAACAAUGGCCUCAGCUACCAUGGUUAUCCUUCACUGCCAGUGACGACAGCUCCAUCUCUCAGUCGCCGCUCACCCGGCCAUUGCUCCGGCGCAUCCUGAAAGCCAUCUCACUCCUCACUCUGUUCUCUCUCCUCACCUACGCCCUCUACACCAGAUAUCACACCCCCUCACCAUCUCAAGACACUGAACUCCUCGACGACACACUCCCUGAAUAUGAUGGCCCUUUCCCCCCCACACACAUCACCGACCUCCACAUCCACGACCCCAGCAUCAUCCGCGUCAACGACAUCUACUACUCCUACGGCUCCGGCCCGCACAUUCCCAUCCACACCGCACCCCAUCUCUCCGGCCCAUGGACCAAAGCUGGCACCGUCCUAGACGGGCCCAGCAUCCUCCCCAAAGGCGAUCUCAAAGCCCCCUGGGCGCCUACCACCCUCUCCUAUUCCGGAACUUACUACUGCUUCUACGCGACCAGCAACAGCGGCUGCCGCAACAGCGCCAUCGGCGUGGCAACCUCUUCCUCCCCAGGGCCGAACGACUGGACCGACCACGGACCUCUGGCCCUCUCCGGCGCGGGCAAAAAGUCCACUUUGUAUCCCUUCGACCGAGCCAAUGCCAUCGACGUGAGCGUCAUCCUCGACCACGCCACGGACCAAGGGUACAUGAAUUUUGGCAGUUUCUGGACCGGCCUCUGGCAGGUCCCGUUACAGCCGGGGCUACUAGCGAUCGAUAAGCGGAGAGAAGAGGCCCGUCAUCUGGCCUUUGAACCGACUGUCGUGCAUCCACCGGGGAAGAAAGCCGAUGGGAUUUGUGGGGAUCCGACGGGGAUGCAUCCCAUCGAGGGACCGUUUAUCUCAUACCGUAAACCGUGGUAUUAUCUCUGGUUUAGUUGGGGGAAGUGUUGUCAUUUUGAUCCGGAGAAGUUGCCGGCGCCGGGGAUGGAAUAUAGUAUCCGCCUCGGUCGCUCCGCCAGCCCACGAGGCCCCUUCGUCGACAAACAAGGCCGAGACCUCGUCGAUGGCGGAGGCGAAAUCAUCUACGGGUCGAAUGGAGACGUCUAUGCGCCUGGUGGACAGGGCGUGUUGACUGAUGAAAGUGGGGGGGUGGAUGUUCUUUAUUAUCAUUACUGUAUACCCUCCUCUCUUAUUCUCUCUUCAUCCCUCUUGGUGCAAUGGAUUGGAUUUUUGGAGUUUAAGGACGCCCGACUAGGCUAUAACAUCAUCAAAUACGUGGACGGAUGGCCGGUGCUGCGGUGA
This is a messenger RNA of Aspergillus ibericus CBS 121593, 1266 nucleotides long. RefSeq names its product arabinan endo-1,5-alpha-L-arabinosidase. Gene Ontology annotation, biological process: carbohydrate metabolic process. Lineage: Eukaryota; Fungi; Ascomycota; Eurotiomycetes; Eurotiales; Aspergillaceae. Gene Ontology annotation, molecular function: hydrolase activity, hydrolyzing O-glycosyl compounds. The record is from RefSeq and is a predicted model, not a curated record. The transcript has 4 exons. Bases 1 to 1266 code for a protein of 421 amino acids.